Messenger RNA from Lathyrus oleraceus (garden pea), 4777 nucleotides. RefSeq lists its product as uncharacterized. Bases 241 to 4065 code for a protein of 1274 amino acids. The transcript has 4 exons. The record is from RefSeq and is a predicted model, not a curated record. NCBI's taxonomy places the organism in Eukaryota, Viridiplantae, Streptophyta, Magnoliopsida, Fabales, Fabaceae.
ACGCAACAACAAAAUCCUAUUUAGCGACUCCCCCACUACACGAUUCUUACGCUGCCACCCAACCGACCUUCUCUUCCUUCCCUUCCCGCUCCCACCAAACCUAACACCUCCUCCUUUUCUAUCGGUCAAACGUGAAGGACAUUUGGGGUUUACGACUGUAAGUAUGCAAUGCAUGUUUUUUUCUUUCUUUCCUUAAUUUUUAAGCUUAGUAUAGUAUAGAGUCAAAGAAAUAGUGGAUCCAUGGGGUUUAAUGAUAAACACAACAAUGCUGGUGGAAGCGAUCCGGAUUUUGGUGCAAUCUUUAUGUCAAACAGUGCAACGAAAAGAGAAUGUUUAAGGAGUGGGUUGUUUGGGCUUCCGGCUUCUUAUAUUCCAUUUGUAGAGAAGGUUAAAGCCGGGACGACUUUGUUUUUAUUUGAAUAUGAGAAGAAACUACUUCACGGGGUUUUUAUGGCUACUUGUGAUGGAGGAAUCAAUAUUGUUCCUAAAGCGUUUGCUUUGACAGGGAUGAAAUAUCCUGCUCAGGUUAAAUUUGUUCCAGUUUGGGAAUGUAAGCCAAUCCCUGAAAAGAUAUUCCGUCAUGCAAUCAGAGAGAAUUACUUUGCCAAUAACAAGUUUAGCUUCGGGCUAUCUGAAAAUCAGGUGGAAAAACUUUUACAUUUGUUCAACAUGAACAAGCUAGUACCGGAGGUUCCUAGGAGACAUAUGUCUAUGAAAUCAGAGCGGUACCCAAUGGGUGAAGUUGGAAAAUCUGUUGGUCGUGGAAUGCUUGGCGAAAGUGUUCAAGAUGAUCCAAGAGAUUCUGCACGCUUCAAUGGAUUCAGUGCAGAUGAUAUUUUAGCAAGCAAACGAAGAAGGUCUUUGGAGCUUGGAGUGGAUUAUAUAAGUGGAGAUGUUCGUGAUUAUUUGCGAUCAAAAGAUGAAAGCAGACUUGCUGCACGUAACAAUAAUGUUGGAAGACCUGUUGGUUGUGGAAUGCUUGGCGAAAGUGUUCAAGCUGAUCAUGUUUUGGGUGAUAAUAAUUUACCUGCUUUGAUGCAUAAUUACCCAGGAGACUCUGCAUGCUACGAUGGAUUCAGUGCAGAUGAGGUUUUAGUAAACAAACGAAGAAGGUCUUCGGAGCUUGGAGUGGAUUAUAUAGAUGCUCGUGAAUAUUUGCAAUCAAAAGAUGAAAGCAGACUUGCUGCACACAACAAUGAAGAUUAUAUAGAUAACUAUAACUAUGCUGCCAAGCUCCCGCUGGAUACUGCAAGUGGAUACGUUGGCGAUUAUUCGGCAAUAAGAGAUUACAGCAGGUUUUCGUCCCACGAGAACAAAGAUUAUACGGAUACACAUCUCAGGCCAUACACCACAGGUGGAUACUGCAAAAUUCCUUCCGACAAAAUUAGAGUUCAUGGUGAUGGCAGGCCAUCAGUUAGUGACCCUCUGAUGGGUGAAGAUCUAAGGAAGACUGAUAAGAGGAUGAUAUUUUCGGAUGAUAUUCCUAGUUUACGUGGUUCCAAUUCUUUGGUUGAAAAUCAUCUCAGGUCAACUUCUGCUAUGAUUCACCCGUUCCAUCUAAACUCUUGUGCACCACAAGGAAACGAGAGUUCUAUCCCGUUCCAUCUAAACUCUUGUGCACCAAAAGGAAACGAGAGUUCUAUCCCGUACAAUUCAGAAGCUCCUGGCUUCUUGUCUUUUGGAAUUGAUAAUGGUUCUGAGUCAAUGAAGUCAAUGAGACCACAAGGAGAAGAGAGUUCUAUCCUGUACAAUUCAGAAGUUCCUUGCUUAAACUUCAGACAAUCAUCAUCGUUUGGAAUUAAUAAUGAUUCUGAAUCAAUGAGAGAAAGAUUUUCUCCUUCAACAAACUGCCGAAGGAAUUUAGUGAGUAGGGAACGACAACGCAUGCAUGCAGAACUGAAAGACAGUCACAGAUGGAACGGUAUUGAUGAUUGUUUUUCAAAUUCUGUAUUGUAUGCUAGCAACAGGGAUUGCAUGCCUUUCAACGAAACUCGAAAUUCUGACCAAUUGGCAUCAGAAUCUGCUUUAUAUGAGGCUCACAAUACAAUUCCUUCCUUUAAGUCUUCACCAGCUCCCCUCCCUUCUUCAGAUAUUGGAAAUAGUGGAAGGACACAUGAAUCAUAUUCUUCAUUGUUCUGUGACCACAAAUCAUAUUUGGACAAUAAUGUUCAUCCCAUGGAAUUGCAAAACUAUCUGAGUCAUGAGAUAACACUACCAAAAAACAAUGAAAUGCUAAAUCCAUAUGUUGAUUCAGUGCCAUUGGAUCAUGGAUAUGAUAUUGGAUGUUAUAGUGAUUCUCAAAAUAGCAAUUGCGGUCAUCCAAAUAGAAAAAGUAGUGUGUUUUCUCGUUUAUCUCUUGUCCAGGAUGUUAACAAACAAGGAAAGGGAAACAAUGGACAGAAUGAAGAAUAUGAUUUCAUUACUUCAGUUGAUGAAGUGAUGGAAAUGGUUCGUCAGACAAAAAGAAAGCCAAAGCCCAGUCAUCACAACAAUGCAGAAAGUGUGAGGGGAAAAACUCAAAUCAGUAAUCAGAGGAAGAAGAGUGAUUGCCUUGAAAGUGCAUUGGAACACAACAAGGAUGAAAGUUUGAGGAGUAAAACUGAAAUGGGUAGUCCGAGGAAGAUGAGAGACUGCUUAGAAAAUGCCUUGGAACACAGUGAGGAUGAAAGUUUGAGGAAUAAAUCUCAAAUUAGUAGUAGUCUGAAGAAAAAAAAGAGGGGGGAUUGUUUUGAAAGUUCCUUGGAAGAUCUAAAUAUGGAUUCCACAACUGUGACUGGGGGCAGUCCUAAAACAAAAGCUGAUAAGGCCCAUUUUGUUGAUUUCAAGCGUCGAAGCAUGGUGAGGAAACAUAAUGAUGAGAUUGAGAGAAACUCUAAUGAGAGUAAAAAGAGUGAGAACUUGGGGUUUGUGCAACAAAAGAAAAGAAAGUUAAUCCGACCAAAUUUCAACAAGAGUGCAUCUUUUGAAGACAAAGAAGACCUUGGUGCUUCUCAAAAUUUUCAACUACCAUUGCCAAAUGGAAUUCGUAAUCAUAAAGAUGUCAAUGAAAGUUGUAGUACACUGGUGAACCAAUGUGGUUAUGAUGUUAAAGCAGAGGCUGAAGUGCAAAAUGUCAUUGAUCCAAAACAUUCUGAAGGCAAGGAUAGUAGUCAUGCUAAAGAAUUUAUCUGUAGCAAAGAGGGAGAAAAAUCUAAAUUUCAAAAUGUUGUGUCCUCAGCUUCUUGCAAUAAGGAGAGUUCUUAUACCAAGGAAAAUCCAUGUAUGAUGGAUAAUGUGAAGUCAUCAUCUCUGGAGAUGGAAUGCUUGCGUGCAAUUUGUCAAGAAAAAGCAAAUGUGGGCACCCUUUGUUCCUUAAAUGAUAGAUCAGAAUGCGUGGAUAACAAAAAUCACCAAAAGGGUUUGUCCUCGGCUUCUUUCAAAGAAAAGAGUUCUCAUGCCAAGGAAGGUUCAAGUCUGAUGCAUAAUAAGAAGCCAGCAUCUCUGGAGAUGGAAUCCUUGCAUGCAAUUAGUCAUGAAAAAGCAAACUUUGGAACCCUUGUGGUAUUAAAUGAUGUAUCUGAAUGUGCGGAUAACAAAAAUCACCAAAAGGUUUUUUCCUCAGCUUCUUGUGAAGAAGAGAGUUCCCAUACCAAAGAAGGUUCAUGCAUGAUGGGUAUUGUAAAGUCAGCAUCUUUGGAGACACCGCAUGCAAUUUGUCCAGAAAAAGAAAGCAUUGGCACCCUUCCUCCAUUAAAUGAUGGAUCAGAAUGUUUGGAUGACAAAAAUCACCUAAAGUUCUUGUCCUCAGCUUCCUGCAAAGAAGAGAGCUAUCAUACCGAGGAGGGUUCAUGUAUGAUGGAUAGUAAAAAAUCAGCAUCCCUGGAGAAGGAAUCGUUGAAUUCAAUCUGUCAAGAAAAUAAUGCAGAUAAGUUCAUAUGUGCUGACAGAGGUAUUGAUCCUGAUGGUGAAAUGCCAAAAGAUUGUGGCUUCUUCUCCAUUGAAGCUAAAGAUGGAUGUGAGUAUUUAGGCAACUCUGGUAGUGAAAAAGCUCCAAUUGAAACUUGUCACGUUGAGGCUUGCAUAUAGAAUCAGUAUCUUUAGGCACAUGAUCACUGCAUUCAACUCAACAAGAACACCACUUAGAUAAGAUCAUAUGUGCUGAGAGGUAUUGUAAUACUGAAAAAUGAAUUUCUAAAGAUGGCAACAACUUCUUUUCUACCGAAGUUAAAGACAUAUUCCAGGUCUGUCCACUUUUCAAUAUUUCAGGUCUGUCUACUUUUCAAUAUUAAGGGUCUGUCUACUUUUCAAUACUCCGGCAGUGACAAAGCUCCAGUCGCUACCUGUGAACAAAAGAUGGCUUGAGUUUGCGUCAAUAGCUCGUGCCAAUCUCAAAUCUCUCUGGACUGAUAGAAGAUUCACAGUCAUGUGAAGGGACGUCCUAAGAAUUGUGACAAAUCUCACUGUUGGUUUGGAGAGGUAGUAGUUUUUUUUCUUCUUUUUACAAAUUUAGAGGUUGUAGUUAGUAGUAGUAGAAGCAUAGAGUAAUCCAAGUAAAGUGAGUACUAGUAUCAGUUGUUGAUGAUCCCCAAUUAAUAGUUUGAUAUUUUAUGCAUUUGUCACCCAAAUCAGGGUAGCUGAAGUAUUGUUCAUUGUUUGCGUUUCAUUUAUAACUACUCAAGUUUUAGUGUCUUUGGAGAUCUCACUUUUCCUGGUGUUGCUUUUGGUGUCGAAUUCUGCCAAUGUGGAAAGAACAAUGUUUUGGUGUAAGACAAAGAAAUUAAUUAUGUUUUGGGUUUUA